Molecule: messenger RNA, 702 nt
Organism: Pistacia vera
Lineage: Eukaryota; Viridiplantae; Streptophyta; Magnoliopsida; Sapindales; Anacardiaceae
Product: putative UPF0481 protein At3g02645
Exons: 1
Coding region: 1-702 (233 amino acids)
Source: RefSeq, a predicted model, not a curated record
AUGAUGAUUCUACGUGAUGCUAUUUUUGUUAUAGAGCUCCUCUUGAGGAAUUUUGAGGAAGAUGAAAGAGACUUUCUGUUAGUUAUACCAGCAGAAAAAAAUGCUUUAAGGUUGGACUUGCAAUUACUGGAAAAUCAACUUCCAUAUUUGUUACUUGAGGGAUUAUACAAGUUAGUAAUAAGCAGCCCUUCCUUCAUGCAUCUUUGUUUUAAAUUCUUUGAGGAUCAGAUGUUUGAUAGUGUACCUGAGGAAACGGUGUUUAAACAUUUCACCGAUUUGCGAAGAAGUGCUCUAGUGAAAAGCUACCCGAAACAGAAGUUUGAAUAUCCUGAAAUUGAUUUACCUUGUGCGGCGAAGUUACAUAAAACAGGAGUGAAAUUUAAGGCUGUUCAUAAAACGGAUCAGUGCUUGCUUGAUAUAAAAUUUGAAGUAGAUGAGUUGAGAAUACCACAUUUGAAAGUUUACGACGAGACAGAAACUAUACUUCGGAACAUAAUGGCUGUGGAGCAAUGUCUCUAUCCAGAUGAUACACGGGUUUGCUCUUAUAUUGAGCUAAUUAAUGGUCUUAUUGAUACUAAAAAAUAUAUGAAUUUUUUUGCUGAUGCCGGUAUCAUAAGUCAUUUCAUGGGAGACGAUGCUUCAGUAGCAAAUAUGUUUAAUAGACUUUCCUUGUAUAUUCAUACUAAAAAAUUCAGUUACUAG